CUCUCUCUCUCUCUGCGCCAAAGGCUCUAUAUAAUAUAUAUUUAUCAGAUUUCCAGCCACUUAGCAAAACCUCUGAAACGUUUAGCGCGCUACUGAUGGCAAAUCAACCAUAUACCCGGAAGCAUUUUCAAAAUAAUGGAGAGCCACCCACCAACCAAGAAACUGGGAUCACUGGUGCUUCCGAGCAUGCUGUGCUGUAUAAUGAAGUAUCAAAUUCAUUUUGGGCGCUUUUGGAUUGGGUGAUUUCAAUAUGGAGAGUUGUAUUUGGAAGGCAGAGACCUGGCAUUACUGUUUCUGAUAAUCGAGUUCGUGGAAACACCGGGGUCUGUAAUGGAAUGUUACUUGUUGGCAACAGUACGCAGGAUCAUGCUCGGAAAACACAGAUCAGCGAGGACGACAAACCUGAAGAUGAUCGGAAACCUUGUAUUGAUGUUUCUCGUAAUCAAAUUGAUGACAACAACGGGUUCGCUAAUGGAAUUUUCUCUGUUGGCAACAAGUAAGCAGGUUGUUGUAAACAUUCAGUAAUGUCAAACGAGACUCUCUCAGUCUCUCUAGAUCUACGAAGAUAUUGGUCAAACCAGAAAACCAUCGGUUAUUAAAUUAACCGGACUCUGAAGUUGAUAGGAAAUGACUGUAGUGUUGGACUGUUAAGACAUAGCAGUCAUUUAGUUUUUACUGUUUCUUGUUUUUCAAGUUUCGUUCUGUUAAAUAGGCUUUAUUUUCCUUAGGGACUUGCAGAUAGGGUUAGACUCUUUGCUUCCCAAUUAGUCUCCAAGUUAUAGGCCGUGUAAGACGUGGUUGUUACUGUUUUGAUUUCCUCUUCAUGUAAAGGCUAUAAAGCUGAAAGCUUGUUCUUGAAUUCAAUAAGAGAUUCUCUCAAACAAAACA
Molecule: messenger RNA, 888 nt
Organism: Rosa chinensis
Lineage: Eukaryota; Viridiplantae; Streptophyta; Magnoliopsida; Rosales; Rosaceae
Exons: 3
Coding region: 96-500 (134 amino acids)
Source: RefSeq, a predicted model, not a curated record